Molecule: messenger RNA, 360 nt
Organism: Aureobasidium pullulans EXF-150
Lineage: Eukaryota; Fungi; Ascomycota; Dothideomycetes; Dothideales; Saccotheciaceae
Exons: 3
Coding region: 1-360 (119 amino acids)
Biological process (GO): fungal-type cell wall organization
Cellular component (GO): fungal-type cell wall
Molecular function (GO): structural constituent of cell wall
Source: RefSeq, a predicted model, not a curated record
AUGAAGUCCUUCGGUGUUAUUGCCCUUGCUGCCUCGGCCUCUGCUGCCUACAUCAACGGAACCGCUCCUGCCAACGGAACCGUCUACACCACUGAGAUCGUCACCGCACUUACUACCUACUGCCCUGCUGCCACCACUGUUGUCCAGAACGGCAAGACCUACACCGUCUCCUCCGCCACCACCUUGACCAUCACCGACUGCCCUUGCACCGUCGUCAAGACCAUGGCUCCCUCUGCCACUGGCUCUUCCAACGGCACUGCCUCUGCCACCAAGCCCGCCAUCUACACUGGUGCCGCCAACAACGUCGUCGCUGCCGGUUACGGUCUCGCCGCCCUCGGUGCCGCCGUUGUCCUCCUGUAA